AUGAGGUCCAGCGCGUCACCUGCUUCAGCUCAAGCCGAGACCGGCAGGAGACAGAAGAAAGAAACGUAUGCGGAUCUGGUAUACAAGGCGCUCAUCAGCCAAGACGCACAUCAAAUGACGUUAAAGGACCUCUAUCAGUGGUUCAUAGAUAACACCGAGAAGCCAAAAGAACGGCAACGAGGCUGGAAGAAUAGUGUCCGCUCCAACCUUAGUCUGAACCAGGCAUUCCAACGACUUGAAGGCAAAACGUCUUGCUGGAGUCUCGCAGCUUGUUUCGUAGAGGGCAUUCGUCCAACGCAUAACUACCGAAACUCCCGAAGGAGAAACAACCCCGUCAUGUCGACCAAGAAAAACAGAAUGGUGGUCCCUAAACCUCUGGUCUCGAGGAUUCGCAAGGCCCGGAGCAAGAACCUCAGACGUCCCGCAAGCCGUAUCGACCCCCAAUCUUCAGAUGGCGUCUCGUCCCACUCGUUACAAAAUCAACUGUUGGCCGAGCACAUCCCUGACUUCCAGAAAUGGGGUUCCACAGCCACCAUCCAGGCUUCCUAUUCUAUGAUGUGA
Messenger RNA from Colletotrichum tamarilloi, 561 nucleotides. RefSeq lists its product as uncharacterized. Gene Ontology annotation, molecular function: DNA-binding transcription factor activity, RNA polymerase II-specific; RNA polymerase II cis-regulatory region sequence-specific DNA binding. NCBI's taxonomy places the organism in Eukaryota, Fungi, Ascomycota, Sordariomycetes, Glomerellales, Glomerellaceae. The record is from RefSeq and is a predicted model, not a curated record. The coding region runs from base 1 to 561 and encodes 186 amino acids. The transcript has 2 exons. Gene Ontology annotation, cellular component: nucleus. Gene Ontology annotation, biological process: regulation of transcription by RNA polymerase II.